Molecule: messenger RNA, 1601 nt
Organism: Sycon ciliatum
Lineage: Eukaryota; Metazoa; Porifera; Calcarea; Leucosolenida; Sycettidae
Product: peroxynitrite isomerase THAP4-like
Exons: 2
Coding region: 157-1338 (393 amino acids)
Molecular function (GO): sequence-specific DNA binding
Source: RefSeq, a predicted model, not a curated record
GAAAAAGAAGAAACAGGAGUAGACCAGUGGCAGUGGAAGAAAGGAGUUGUUUCGUGUUUGUUUCAAUGUUUGGAGUUUCUGUACUACUAUAAUAUACUGUAGUGUGUGGCUUGAUUCUUGUCGCUGCUGCUAUCCUGCUGCCCACCGUCUUUCAUUAUGGUGAAGAAGUGCUGCGCGUAUCGCUGCAAGAGCAAGUACAAGGUGGGCGGCAAGGUCUCUUUUCAUUCAUUUCCUAGAGAGAGUUCCGACUCUGCACGAAGAGACCGGUGGAUCAAGGCGCUUCAUUGGCAGAAUUGGAGACCAAAGAAGCUGACGUGGGUUUGUUCGCAGCAUUUCGUCGGCGGUGCGAAAAGCGACGAUCCACUGUCACCGGCAUUUGUGCCCAGGAUCUUUAGGUAUACGACAGCUGCUCGGAGACUUAGAUACGAGACGCAACUGAAGUCAUAUAUAGAGCAGCUAAUGGCUGGCGGUGUUCAUUCUGCCCCUCAGUUAAGUCCGAUCUCUUCCCCGGAGUCUGUUGAUACUGACAAAGUAGCAGUGUCCGCGGGUGCUGCAAAAGACACUGCUGAUCAUAUCGCGACUGGUAUUCCUACUCAAGGUGAACCGUAUGUUAAUGACUCCCAAAACGCUGUUGUACUAUCGUCUACGGACGCUGCGAGAUACGCUGCGAUAUGCGCUGAGAAAUGCGCUGCUGAUGCUCCAGUGGCUGAUACUCCCACGCAAGAUGUACUGUAUAUUCCCGACCCCCAAAACAUUGUCGUACUAUCGACCACGGACGCUGCGAAAUACGCCGCAAAAUACACUGCUGAUAUUGCCAUGGCUGAUAAUCCUACUCGAGUUGAACCGUAUGUUCCCUACCCCCAAAACAUUAGUGUCCUAUCGUCUACAGAUGCUGCGAAAUACAUUGCUGAUAAUCCUACUUGGGUUGAACCGUAUGUUCCCGACUCCCAACACAUUGUUCUAUCGUCCGCGGACGCUGCAAAAUUCGCCGCUGAUACUGCCGUGGCUGAUGUUCACGCUCAAGCUGAGCCGUAUGUUCCCGACUCCGAAAACGUCGUUGUACAAUGCGCAAUGUCCACGGAUGUGGCGAAACACACUGCUGAUACUCUCGAGCCCGGUAUGCCUACCCUGGGUAAAGCGUAUGUCCCUGACUCGCAAAACGUUGUUUUACAGUGCGCAUUGUCUGCGGACGAUGCUAAAGACAAUGCUGAUCGUGCUGCACAGGUUGACAUUCCUAGCCAAGGAGAACCGAGUGUUCCAGACUCCCAAAAUGCCGUUGUACAAUACAUACCAUAUAUAGUAUUGUCGUGUGAAAUACUAGACAACCAACCAGAGUGAAAAUGCAUUUUUCAUGAUUACAUCACAUGCUUUAUUUCAAAAUUACGAACAAAGGACGAGCUGGAUCGACAUGUGUAACGCCUUUAUUGUAAAAAUGUGAAAGUAAUGGGGAGAACCAAAAAAUUGUGAUUGACUAUCAUGAAAUUUUGUCCAUCCAGCUCGUCCUUUUGUUCGCAAUUUUGAAACUGUUGUCGCCUCGUCGCUUUUUUUUAUGCUUUAUGAAUUAAAUUUUUGUGUCUUCCCUCAAACCAGUUAACAUUUUA